Molecule: messenger RNA, 2501 nt
Organism: Plectropomus leopardus (leopard coralgrouper)
Lineage: Eukaryota; Metazoa; Chordata; Actinopteri; Perciformes; Serranidae
Gene: btk
Product: Bruton tyrosine kinase
Biological process (GO): intracellular signal transduction; protein phosphorylation
Molecular function (GO): protein binding; protein tyrosine kinase activity; ATP binding
Source: RefSeq, a predicted model, not a curated record
AUAGGUACCGUCGGUCUGGUGCGAAGAAAUGUCACACUCCUGGUUAGCAGGGAGGGACAGAAGCUUUUGGUGGUGUUACAGUUCAGAUGAUAGAAGGAAGUGCUCACAGGCUGAAAAUAGGCUGAGCUGAAGUGCAAACACAUCUGACAGACACUGACCGACAAUUAGCACUCAGCUGUGUGCCAAAGGAUUAAUACUGACUGAAUCAUGUCAGACAGUAUACUGGAAGAAAUCUUCAUUAAACGAUCCCAACAGAAGAAAAAGACCUCCCCCUUGAACUACAAGGAGAGAUGGUUUGUCCUCACCCAGGAAAAAAUCUCGUACUAUGAUUUUGAUUCGGACAAAGGGAAGCGAAAAGGUUUGAGGGGAUCAGUUGACCUGGAGAAAAUCAAGUGUGUUGAGACAGUCCAGUCAGAGGCCAAUACUCCUCAGGAGCGCAUGUUUGCUUUCCAGAUCAUUUAUGAUGAGGGGCCGCUGUACAUCUUUGCAAAGACUGACGAUAUCCGAGCUCAGUGGAUAAAGAAACUCAAAGAAAUGGUGCGCUUCAACAAGGAUCUCAUGCAAAAGUACCAUCCCUGUUUCUGGGUCGACGGGGUGUGGCUGUGCUGUCAGCAGGAAGUUAAACAAGCUAUGGGUUGCAAGGUACUGGAUAACAAGAACGGCUUUACAUCUAAACAAUCCCGGCGAAGGGGAUCCAGAAAACCUCUUCCACCUACUCCAAUAGAGGAGAAGUCCAUUCGGCCUUUACCUCCACAGCCUCCUGAGCCACCCUCCCCAUCUGUGGGCAUGAGCGUCAUAGCAGAGUAUAGUUACACACCCAUGACACCCCAAGACCUGGAGCUAAGGAAGGAUGAAGAAUACACCAUCCUGGAGAUGUCUGAUCAGAACUGGUGGAGAGCCAGAGAUAAAUAUGGAAAGGAAGGAUAUAUACCUUGUAAUUAUGUUGUGGAAGCUGGAAAUGGGCUAGAAAGAUUUGACUGGUAUUCCAAGAAUAUGAACCGUAGCCAGGCAGAAAAGCUGUUAAAGACUGAGAACAAAGAUGGAGGCUUCCUGGUACGGGACUCAAGCAAAGCUGGGAAAUACACAGUGUCUUUGUUCAGUAAGGGCGGCGGGGAAACUGGGGGAAGCUGCAGACAUUACAACAUCUGUACCACCGCACAGGGACAGUUUUACCUGGCAGAAAAGCAUAAUUUCAGCAGCAUCCCAGAGCUCAUCAACUACCACCAGCACAAUGCAGCAGGUAUGGUUAGCAGGCUGAAAUACAUUGUUUCUAACCGGGCAAGGCCGCCAUCAACAGCAGGACUUGGCUAUGGCGUUUGGGAGAUUGAUCCCCAUUACCUCACCUUCAUCAAGGAGCUUGGCACUGGUCAGUUUGGAGUGGUGAAGUAUGGAAAGUGGCAGGGCCAGCAUGACGUUGCCAUUAAGAUGAUUAAAGAGGGAUCCAUGUCUGAAGAUGACUUCAUAGAAGAAGCCAAAAUCAUGAUGAAGCUUCGCCAUGAAAACCUGGUCCAGCUGUACGGUGUGUGCACCAAACAAAGACCCAUUUAUAUCGUGACUGAGUUCCUGUCCAAUGGCUGUCUGCUGACAUACCUCAGAGAGGGCCUGAAGCAGCACCCGACAGCCGUCCAGCUCCUGGAGAUGUGUAAAGACGUCUCCGAGGGCAUGGCCUAUCUGGAGUCACAGCAGUACAUCCACAGAGACCUGGCUGCCAGGAACUGUUUAGUAGAUGGGAAUGGCACCAUCAAAGUGACUGAUUUUGGACUGUCAAGGUAUGUCUUAGAUGACGAGUACACCAGCUCAGCAGGUUCCAAGUUUCCUGUUCGCUGGUCACCUCCUGAGGUCCUCCUCUACUGCAAAUUUAGCAGCAAGUCAGACAUAUGGGCAUAUGGGGUUCUUAUGUGGGAGGUGUACACUUUGGGACAGCUUCCGUAUGAGCGACUCAACAACACGGAAAUAGUGGACCAGGUGUCCCGGGGCCUGCGUCUCUACCGCCCCCAGCUGGCCAAUGAAAGGGUCUACAGCAUUAUGUCAAGCUGCUGGUGUGAUAAAGCUGAUGAGAGACCCACCUUCCAGGACCUGGUGCUGACUGUUCAGGAUUUGCUGUACGAGCUUCAGUAGAUCUCUAAAUAAUCACAAAACACCAGCAGUUUACUUGGAUCCCCACAGGGCAGCAUCUCCGACCGCCUGUCCCUAGAAAGUUAACACAGUCGUGUGAAUAUUUUACAGCUUGAACAUGGGACUGCACAGCUAACAGGUCCUCUGUAAUGUGAAUAUGUGCAUUGUGAAUGUCACUGUAACUCAUUGAUUAGAAUGUCCUAUCUAAAAGCACAGUCCCACAGGCUAGCGUUUAAUAUGUGUAUAUUUUAUUGAAGGUUAUCUGUCUUUAUUGUAUCCUGUGUACUAUAUUCUGUGGAAUAGCUAAAUGUAGACACCUUUGCAGACAAGCUUUGUGAAAACAUACCUAUUGCACAAAUAAAAGCCAAGUAAGCCAGGCUUUAAAA